AUGCCUACCCGCGACGUCGAACGAUACAACAAGGCGGUCAGGUGGAACAUCGGCUCCUUGCUGACGAAGUGCGAACACUACAGCAACCUAAGGGGUAUCGAGCUCGCUCUGUACGUCUCCUUCCCCGAAGAUGGAGGCUUUGUUUCGUACGACUCGGCCAACCUGAGCUGGCGUCAAGACAUCGAAGCCAAGAAAGCCCACACACCUCCGACCCUUCUCCUGUUGGAGCCCCUGGUGAGGUCGAUUGGUCACAAGGUGACGGGAUUCCGUUUCGAGCAGAGUAGAGGACGUUGUCCGAGGUGGAACAUGAUGGACAGAGCUGGGCAGCUGGCGACAGAGUCCAGAUCCGAGGGCCUCGAAGAAGCUGACGACGUCCCUGUCCCGGGCUUGUCCAAUGGCGAGGGGGCAGACGGACAAUUCCUCUACAGUACGGAGUUCGUGUUGCACUGGAAGGCGAUGUUGCACACGUUGAAGCUCAGGAUGCGGGUCGAGCCUUUCCCGAUCAUCUCCUCGGCGUCGCCUUCCCAGCGUCAGGUGUGGUCCUUAAUCGCGGGCCCAAAACAUUGGGACGAACUCAGCGACCUCUUGAGGGAGCCCGUUAUCUCAUACAUCGCAGAGCGCGAUCUCUCCCGUUAUCUGUCUUUGAAGCAGAUCUUCCUCGGCAUACGCCCUUUGAACAACAUCACCUGGCUCGACCUCAUCACAACCGUCGUCUUCGUUUCCGCCAAUGCCGUGGCCAUAAGCUACGGCGUCCAGGAUAUCGCAGGCUUUAUCCGCCGCUCAGAUGUCUUGUCAGUGGUCAACAUGGCACCGCUGCUUCUUGGAACCCGGAUGAACCCGAUCGCGAGUGGCUGCGGGCUCAGCCUACCAACAUAUGUCGCGAUGCACCGUUGGCUGGGGAUUAUGGCCAUCCUCCAGGGCCUGACCCACGCCGCUGUCUCUUUCGACCCAAGGAUCAAGCGGCUUCGGGAAGCUGAGUGA
Molecule: messenger RNA, 981 nt
Organism: Verticillium dahliae VdLs.17
Lineage: Eukaryota; Fungi; Ascomycota; Sordariomycetes; Glomerellales; Plectosphaerellaceae
Exons: 4
Coding region: 1-981 (326 amino acids)
Source: RefSeq, a predicted model, not a curated record